Zea mays is the source of this 1736-nucleotide messenger RNA. RefSeq names its product zinc finger protein ZAT4. The record is from RefSeq and is a predicted model, not a curated record. The transcript has a single exon. Gene Ontology annotation, biological process: regulation of DNA-templated transcription. NCBI's taxonomy places the organism in Eukaryota, Viridiplantae, Streptophyta, Magnoliopsida, Poales, Poaceae. The coding region runs from base 344 to 1384 and encodes 346 amino acids.
CUUGCUUGGUUGCAUGCUGUGCUGAGAUUUCUCCUGCCCAACGAACCGCGCGUAUGCAGCAUGACCUCCUCCUCCCUCGUCCCAUCUGCUACUUUAGCUGCUCGUCACACACAGCAGCUUCCUCUCGCAAGCACGCUCGAUCAGCCGCAUGGAUCCCGGCCGCCUCCAUCUCCUUUCUUCUUCACUUGACCUCUUCUCCCCUUCCACCCACUUCCAUUCUUGCCUACUUGCAGCUAGCUUUCUUGGCUGAUCGAUCUUGAUCCGCCGCUGAUGCGAUCAAAUAAUAAUCUGCUCUAGUUCCUUACCUUGAUCGAAACAUCAUCAACGACGCAUACCAUGGGGGAUGUGGGAUGUGGCUGUGCUUGCUAGCAGCGCCACUCGGCACAGCUGCAAGGUGUGCCGGAAGGGCUUCCCCUGCGGCCGCUCGCUCGGCGGCCACAUGCGUUCGCAUUCCCUGGCCGACGAGCUGGACGACGAGGAGGAGCACCAACAGCGGCAAGGCCUUGAUUGCGCGACGGCUCCGGGAGCAGGAGGUCACGGGCUGAGGGACAAGCCGAAGAAGACACGGCGCCUCUCGAGCCUCAGCGACUGCGGUGGCCGCGGUGACGUGUUUUCACCGUGUGAGUCGAACGUCGAUUACCGCCGCGCGCGAGGCGGUGGCAAAGCGAUGGAACUGGAGCGUGAUUGGAAGCAGGAGGGCUUGAUGCCGCCGCCGAGGCGUAGGCGCUCUAUGCGUGUGCCGGCUCGCACGCCGCCGCCGACUGCCUUCGACAAGGAGCCGGAGGAUGUCGCACUCUCCCUCAUCAUGCUGUCGUGCGACAUCGUGGACCGUCGCGGUUGCUCCACGGCCGUGGGCGCCAAGUACUCGCCGGGAGAGGACAGCACGAGGCGAGAUUAUCAGUACGAGUACCACCACCAUGACGCCGACUCCAACGACGGCACCAAAAUCAACAAGAGGAAGCUCCAUCACAGCGACGUUGGUGACGAGAAGCGGGGCCGGUACGAGUGCCCUGUAUGCGGGAGGACGUUCCGGUCGUACCAAGCACUCGGCGGUCACCGCGCUAGCUACAAGCGGAUCAAUAGUAACUGUAGCAUCGCCAAACCUAUCCUUGACUACCAACCGGAGCCCAAGCCCAGCGUCGAGACCAACACUACCUCCAUGGUUAGUAAUAAUAGGACGAUUAAAUUCGAGUGUCGCAUCUGCUUUAGGGUGUUUAGCUCGGGACAGUCGCUCGGUGGACACAAGCGGUCACACUCGAUCGCCGGUGAGCUCUAUGAGCACGUACAUUCUGUCGAUGACGAUGACGUUGGUGACGAUGAGCAACCACUGAUCUCUGAUGAGUUUCUUGAUCUCAAUCUGCCAGCUCCAGGAGUUGAGGAUUGAAAUUUGGCUACUUAAGUCUUGAUUUUCAGACGAAGUAUGGAUGUGGUACCUACAUACUAGUGUGAACUAUAGAUUCAGGUUCAAUCGAUUCUUCGGAGCUUCAAGUUACGAGUGAUCUAGAUUCGGUGAGAUGAACAAUGAUUGCUAAUCUUCUUGGGUUCAAAUUUCACUUAUAUUAUGCAUUUUACUAGUUUUUUUGUUUUGUUUUUCAGUAUCUUUAUAUAGAGUGAUAAGCAUCUCAUAAUAAAGUGCUAAACCUGAGAUAAUUCAAUGAAAGAUUUUUAAUUUUUAAUUCAGUCAGCAUUGUAUUUCUCAAGUUUAUAGAAUUCAGUGAAUGCUUUUAAGUUUGAUA